AUGGCCAACGAGAAUACGGAAAUCAAGGCAUUUAUAUCAGCAACCACUAAGCAUUGGGGCAGAAAGAUCUUUGUUCACCUCCAGCGGUUAGGGAUUCUGUCGCUGGCCUCACUGUUCGUUGGAGGCUCUGUCCUCAUUGACGUCGGACGGCGCACGACUGACGAAGGUGUACACGGUGACGCAUUCAAAAUUCUGCGGCCUGGCUCUCAUUUAGGCGUCCAGGUAUGGCUAGCCAUCCUCGGCGUCGGCUUCGGACUGCUAGCGUAUGGAUUCCAUGAAGCAUAUAACCACUUUUUCGAUUGGACGUGCACACGGAUGGCUCAAAGCGCUGAAGGCCUCAACUAUGGUCGAUACCUGAACUCCUUACCCCGGGCUCCAGUUUCCUACGGCUUCAGAGGCUUCCCUUGGCUCAUCACAUUCCGCAACAUCGUCAUCAUUUCUGGAACAGCGGCAUCCGUGGGGUACAAGUUCGCAAUUCGCGAGGUGCCCGAUUCAUCGUUCAAUAAUGCUUUGUCACAAGAGCAAGUGAUCUUGCAAACUCCACCACUUCAAAUAACUACAAACGGCACAGUCGCUCCUUGGCUUGCAGAUACACACAAUAGCGAGACAUCAAGGUCUUUCCUGCAUGGUUUCCGGAAUGAUGACCCUGAGCAUCGUCGGGAUCCCCCCAGUAUCGUUGUCAUGAUGGCGACAUCGAAUUGCAACUGGAACAUUCAACCAGAAGAUCAAGGGAACCUGUACGAGCGCGAGUUUGUCCUUAUUGCGAAUCAGAGUACGCACCAGGACCAGGAACCGCCCCCUGCUAUGCCACGCGAGGCACCCGACGGCUGGCGACGCAUGCGAACCGUCAAUUCAGACUGGCCGGCCGGAUCGGGAGAUCAGUGGGGUAAUGUAAACAGGUCACAAGCAAUGGUUGACUAUCGUAUUGAAUCAUCUCGAGCGAUUGAGAUGCGGUGGGCGCCAGCGGAGUUGUGGGACAAUCCAACCUCAUCCUCAACCGAGUCAAUACCUGCAGCAAGACAUCUUAUUUAUGAGGUCAGGUAUGCCGUGCGCAAAGUUCAACGAACCAUCCUAGGAGGAGACUGCGCGACCAUGCAGAAUUUACUCAAUUUUGUGAAUCCAUACUCCACAACAGCUGAGGAUCUUCUCACGAGUAUAGUCUCCGUUGAAGACGAGGCUCCACAAGUCAAAAAGCAACAACUAUCGUUCUCCGAGCACCACGGUCCGUGGAUCGACGCUCUAUUGCAGCUGUCCGAGACCACCAGUGCAGACGCCGCGAGUACCUUCUUGAGAUUGGCCUUGACCUACAUCGCAUCGGAGGCAGUGGAACAGAACUAUCGUGUCGGACAUGUUCCUUUUGGAGAGACUCCGUUCGGUCCUGAGCCCGGAUCAAACAGAGACAGAGACAGGGUUUACAUGCAUAUCUGGCGCAAAAAUGGAAGUGUCGGCUGUCACCACAUUGCCGCAAAGGCAUUCAUCGCGCUUGGAUGCCUUGCCAUCCUCGUUGGACUGACUCGGAUUGGUGCAGGGCCACCACAGCUUACGUCCUGGAUCGGACAACAUCUUUACAUGCACCAGGCCAACGGAACUUCACUUUUGCAAGAAUCCCCGCAUGAUGAAGAAUUAGAGCGGCUAUCUACUGGAUAUGAGGUCGCUGGGCGAACGGCGGGUACAUUACGGCUCUGA
Messenger RNA from Verticillium alfalfae VaMs.102, 1686 nucleotides. RefSeq lists its product as hypothetical. The transcript has a single exon. Bases 1 to 1686 code for a protein of 561 amino acids. The record is from RefSeq and is a predicted model, not a curated record. Lineage: Eukaryota; Fungi; Ascomycota; Sordariomycetes; Glomerellales; Plectosphaerellaceae.